This is a messenger RNA of Prorocentrum cordatum, 2271 nucleotides long. NCBI's taxonomy places the organism in Eukaryota, Dinophyceae, Prorocentrales, Prorocentraceae. The record is from the annotation of a GenBank genome assembly.
AUGAGGGAGCAGGAGUUAUUCAGAGUAUGUCUGCAGCCGGGUAAUUACGGCAACUUGCUGGAGACAAUUGAUUAUGCAGGCGUUCGGGGCCCCGUUUCGUACACCGACGGGUCUGGUUACGACUCAGGUGUUCCCGAGGUGCGGAGAUGUGGACAAGCUGUUGUGCAGCUUGAUCCUUACUCUUGGCUCCCAGUUAGGGUGCAGGCAAUCGGCCGUGCUGAGUGGUACGCGAUCAGGGAGGGGUUCGACGCUUUCCCUGACCACCAGAGCUUCGUCACUGACCUGCUGGCGCUCGCCCAGGAAGGAGAGCGUUGGUGUCCCGAGCUCGAGCAGGGUCGUGCCAAGCAUGCUCGAGCGUGGCGGGACAUCUUCGUGGCCAGCCGCAGGCGCACUCUGCCGGACCCUCCCAAGUCCCGAUGGACGCCAGCGCACAGGUUCUUGGAGGAGCUUAUGGGCACAGAGCCGCAGGAGCUGCGUGACUGGUUAGGCAUCGGCUGGGCAGACUACUUCGCGCGCUGUGGUGCGGCCUCUCACGCGCUGGCUGGGUCGGUAGUUGAGGCGGUAACAGCUGCGCUGAAACAGCACCGCAAGGUCCUGGAGUUCAUUUCGUGGGCGGCACUGCAGGUGGUGGCUCGCAAACAAUGGGGAUGCGACGUUGAGGUCCCCAGGCCACCUUGCGAGCAGGCCAGGCCCAUUGUGGUGGCACGCAGUACGGACCACGUCCUUGCUUACUGCGCCAGCCUCGGGCGGUACCAGUGCACCCAAUGCGGAGUCACGGCCACGACGGGCUCCUCCCUCGAGUCGCUGCAAACUGGCUCUCAUCGUGUAUGUCGCCCUUCGCGUGUUGCCAGAGCUCCCAACGCCGAGUACUUCCGCGCCUUCGGCGAGGUCUGGGUUCUCUGCGGCGACCAGAGGGCUGGCAUGGCCUUGGGCGCGGCCUUGGCCUUCGAAGGGAGCUCGCAGCCCUCGGCCCCCGCAGCCUUGUUGCCACCUGCUCUGGCCGAGGAGGUCGGGGACGCCUUCGCUGCGCUUGGGCACGACGUGUUCAAGGGCAACAGUGUUUACUGUCGCAGGCGCUGCGGGUCUCACUGCGCUGCGGGAGACGUCCGCACAGUGCGGAAGCUUGGCUGGAGGUGCGAUGGGCUCUCGCCCGACGAGGCCACGCGCCUCAACCAGCAAGAUGCGAUCAGGCGCCCACGCGGCGCGUUGAUCGACCAUGUCGUGAUUCGCUGCCGUUCCGUGGUCGGCUGGUGGCACGGCGUCUUCUUCGGUGGCGACGCCUCCUUCGUCGGCGGCAAGUUGGCCUGCGUCCACGGCCUCGAGGGCGACAUCUUCCAGUUGAUCUCCUUCUACAUUGCCUCCUGCUCUUACGGCACCGCGCCGCGAGUAGGCGGCGCCAGGGGGCAGUCCGUCUACGUCGACUCUUUCGUGGGCUUUGCUUUCAUCUUCGACAGCCCUCGCGGGCACGACCGGUCGCCAAGGCCGUCGGCGACCUCCGGCGGCGCACGCCCGGCGACAAGCGCAGAGGCCAACGCGGCGAAGGUAACAGCGCUCGGGAUGGAGGAGUCGGAGUGGCGGCUCAACACUAAGACCUGGUGGAGGGUCCCGCUUCAGGUCGACAGGAUGCGGGCCUGCCUGGACUUGUCGGCCGCGCGCGUCCAUCGGGCGAAGAAAGCCUUGGCGCGUGAGGAAACCAGCUUCGAGCACAUAAUUUGGGAGAUGGGUCACGCGGUCGGAGCUCUUAGUGGAGAGGAGGGCCACUCGAUCAUGCAGGAGUUCGGCCUGACGCGUGAGCUCCCCGUUUGCAUGACCGUGGCCGUGCGGCACCUCUGCGAGCGAGCGGCCCGCGCCGCGUCUUGGGCGCUGGAGCUGGAGCCCGACGUGGCCGCCAUAGUGGUGGCGGGCGGCGUGGCGGCCAACCAGAAGGUGCGCGCUGGGCUGCGCGAGGUCGCGGAGCAGGCCGGGCUGGAGAUGCAGUGCCCGCCCCCGCGGUUGUGCGUCGACAACGGGGUCAUGGUCGCCUGGGCUGGUGUCGAGAGGCUGAGACUCGGGCUCUACGAGGAGCCUCCCUCCGUGGACGGGGUGGACAACGCCGUCGAGAUCCGGCCGCGGUGGCCCCUGGGAGACCGGGACCCCCGCAGCCAGCCGAAGAAGCAGCCUUCGCAGAAGGCCUUGAAGGGCGGCAAGAAGCGGCCCGCGUCCGAGGGCGGGGAGCCGCCGCCGAAGAAGGCCGGCGCCGCAGGCAACGCUGCCGUGGCGGAAGGCGCCUGA